AUGUCUUCAAAUGGGGGGUCAGAGAAUUUAUGGAAUAAAUUUACGAAGUCUACUAAAAAUAUUUCCACAUCCCUCUCCCAUCUAUCUAUUAAAACAGAAUCAGAUGGUAGCACUAUAGAAUCUACUUUAGUUCAUAAAGCGAUGGUUAAUUUCUAUAAGAAUCAGGAACCGUUUCAAGGUUUUCCUGGUUGGCUAGGUCAUAAGGAUGACCUUCCUGAUGAGAAGAAAAUUCUGAAGAAACAAAUGCAAUCUUCUUCUACAGUUAAUAAUGAUGAUACUGCUUCAUCAGAACCUCAAUCUUCUAAAAAUAAUGGUUGGAAGUUUUCAUCUUCAGAAUCAAAAAAAUCGAAUUAUGUUAAUUUAUUAGACCAAUCUGACCAAAUUGAACAGCCAAAACCCCAACUUCAAAAAAAGCCAACUGCAGGUAUGGCAUUUCAAAGUAUUUAUAAUUCUGCCAAUACAGUAAUAAGAGAGAAUGAACCUUUAAGCUCAAGUCCAGUUAAUCGUGGUUCUGCAUCCAAUACUCCUGUGCAAACUGAUGGAAGUGGAACUUCUACACCACAAGGGAACCCAUCACGUACCCAGUCAUCGUCAUCUUUAAUGAUGCGUGAUAGAUUGAAGAGAACACAUACAAGAGGAUCAUAUGGAUUCUGA
Messenger RNA from Vanderwaltozyma polyspora DSM 70294, 654 nucleotides. RefSeq names its product Mso1p (gene MSO1). NCBI's taxonomy places the organism in Eukaryota, Fungi, Ascomycota, Saccharomycetes, Saccharomycetales, Saccharomycetaceae. The transcript has a single exon. The record is from RefSeq and is a predicted model, not a curated record. The coding region runs from base 1 to 654 and encodes 217 amino acids.